Molecule: messenger RNA, 867 nt
Organism: Lycium ferocissimum
Lineage: Eukaryota; Viridiplantae; Streptophyta; Magnoliopsida; Solanales; Solanaceae
Exons: 5
Coding region: 36-683 (215 amino acids)
Source: RefSeq, a predicted model, not a curated record
AGCAAAGAACGCAGACUGAGUAAUAUAAUACAUAUAUGAUUCGUCCUCGAACUUUACUGUUUUACUACUUAAACUCAUCAGCAUCAACAACCUCACACCGAUGGAUUUCUUCCACAACACAACUCAAUGCCUCCAAAUGGAUGGACAAGAUUAAAGGCGCUUUCACCGGCCAAAAAACCUCCACCGAUGCUGCUGAUAUACCCACCUCUGAAUCAUUCACUCUCCUUCGAUUUGCGGAUGAAUUGGGCAAAGCGAGGAAGUUGGGGACUAUGAAGCAGUACAUAGUAGGGCGAAGUAGUGAAGCUACAUUUGCUGAUGCUUUUGAGAAGCAAGAAGCUAUUCUUCAAUAUCUUGGUGCAUUGGAUCCCACUGGAGAGAAUCUUCAAACAAUUCAAAAGCAAGAGGCGGCAAAACAUUGCAAGUGCACAAUAUCUGAUGUUGAAAAUACAUUGGCAAAGUUUACUUGGGCAAAAGAAGCACAAAAGAAAAUUGAGAAGCUGAAAGAACAAGGGAAGCCAAUGCCUAAGAGCCUGGCUGAGGUUCAAAAGUUGAUGGGUUCAUCCCCGAUGGAUGUUGCACGAUCAAACUUGGCUAAGAGUGGGCAAAUUAGUAGGAAUGCAUUCUGUCCUUGUGGUUCCAAGAAGAGAUACAAAAGGUGUUGCGGGAAGGAUUCAACAACUUAAAGGAGAAACAGGAGAGAUUAAGCCAACAAUUAGCUAACGAUGAGGGGCAAACAUGUCCGAAAGAAGAAUUUUUUUUUUUUCAGUGGGAUGACAUUUUUCUUUUCUGUUAAGUCAACCGAUUUCUGUGACCAAAGCUAUGUUGUGUUUAAUAAUAUCAAUGGAGUAAAAUGUGAUUGUUAAUGCA